Molecule: messenger RNA, 3863 nt
Organism: Cheilinus undulatus (humphead wrasse)
Lineage: Eukaryota; Metazoa; Chordata; Actinopteri; Labriformes; Labridae
Gene: lrfn5b
Product: leucine rich repeat and fibronectin type III domain containing 5b
Exons: 6
Coding region: 523-2925 (800 amino acids)
Molecular function (GO): protein binding
Source: RefSeq, a predicted model, not a curated record
AGGAAGAAAAAAAACGCGUGAAAGCGAUAGGAACAUCUGGCUGGAUUCAGAGCAGCAGCAGCAGCAGUCACUCACAGCGCUGUGGAUAUCCAAGCAGUCUAUCGCUACAAAAGGCGUUUUCUCUUCUGGAGGUGCAUACAGGCGGAUGCGCAGUAGAGGCGAUCCCGCACAGCUGCAGCCCCUCAGCGGCACGCCGGGACGCUUCAGGUUGUGUUUUCCCGAGCAAAGCGUAUUUUUCACUAAAAACGGAGGGGGAGGCUGAUACAUUUCUCCGGUGUGAUCGUAGAGGAGUCGUCCUUUAUCUGCUGCUCAUGGAUUUCUUGAAGGGCAUCGCUGGUUUCGCAGGCCGUCACAUGUUAUAGGAGCCGUGGCGCGUGUUUCGGGACACCUGAAUUAUCUCACAGUCGGUCCCAUUUUAAGGCAACAAGGAUGCUCUCAGGAGGAAAUCAUCCCAAACACACCCUCCUUUGACUUGGCUUCAUGUUCCAUCUGCAAGGUGUGUUAACCUGACUGAAAAGCCAAAUGGAGUCUCUCCUGGUUUAUCUGAUUGUCCUCGGCGUGGCUGUGAAGGCGCACAAAGUUCAGAUCUGCCCAAAACGCUGCGUAUGCCAGGUGCUAAACCCUAAUCUUGCGACACUCUGUGACAAAAAGGGUCUCCUGUUUGUGCCGCCGAACAUCGACAGGCACACGGUGGAAAUGCGCCUUGGAGAUAACUUUGUAACCAGCAUCAAACGCAAGGACUUCGCCAACAUGACCAAGCUGGUAGAUCUGACACUCUCGAGGAACACUAUCGGCACCAUCGCACCGCAUGCUUUCAAAGACCUGGAGAAUCUGCGAGCCCUUCACUUAGAUAGCAACCGACUCACUCGUAUUACCAAUGACACCUUCAGCGGCAUGUCAAAACUGCACCACCUCAUCCUCAACAACAACCAGCUCACUCAUAUCCAGACCGGGGCCUUUAAUGAUCUGACAGCGCUGGAAGAGCUCGACUUAUCCUACAACAACUUGGAAGGAGCUCCAUGGGUCGCCAUUCAGAGGAUGUCCAACCUCCACACGCUCAACCUAGACCACAACAUGCUUAGCUACAUCCCUGAAGGCACCUUCGCAGGGCUGCAGAAGCUCAAGAGGCUGGACGUGACUUCCAACAAGCUCCAGAAGCUUCCACCUGACCCCGUUUUCCAAAGAGCGGGGGUCCUCGCCACCUCUGGGAUUAUGGGUCCUUCGUCAUUUGCGUUAAGCUUUGGAGGAAACCCGCUCAGGUGUAACUGUGAGCUGCUCUGGUUAAGGAGACUGAGAAGGGAGGAUGACCUGGAGACCUGUGCCUCGCCGCAGCACCUCGCUGGACGCUAUUUCUGGACCGUUUCAGAGGAAGAGUUCCUAUGUGAGCCUCCUCUCAUCACCAGGCACUCUCAGGAGCUGCGAGCUUUGGAGGGUCAGAGCGUGACCCUGCGCUGUAAGGCCAGAGGGGACCCUGACCCCAUUAUCCACUGGAUCGCCCCAGACGGACGCCUCAUGUCCAACUCCUCCAGGGUGGCCGUCCACACAGACGGCACGUUGGACAUCCUCAUCAGCACCGUCAAGGACUCCGGUUCCUUCACCUGCGUGGCCUCAAACCCGGCAGGUGAGGCCCAGCAGACGGUGGAUCUGGUCAUCGCCAAACUCCCUCACAUCACCAACAACACAGUGGCAGAGCAGGAGCCCGACCCUGGAUCAUCAGAUAUCGCCACCGUGACGAAGACAGGGGCAGAAGCAGGAGGGUUGCCUCUGGGGAACGCCAAGACAAGCCAGGAGAAAAAAGUAGUGAUUGCUGAGGCCACGUCCACCUCGGCUUUGGUCAAGUUUAACUUUCAGAGGAGUAUUCCUGGGAUACGCAUGUUCCAGAUCCAGUAUAACGGCAGCUAUGAUGAUUCACUGGUGUACAGAAUGAUCCCCCCCUCUAGUAAGAGCAUCCUGGUGAACAACCUGGCUGCUGGUACACACUACGACCUGUGUGUGCUCGCUAUCUACGACGACCAGGUGACAGCGCUGACCGCCACCCGUGUCAUUGGCUGUGUCCACUUCACCACAGAGCCGCAGUACCUGAGGUGCCAUUUCAUGCAGUCCCAGUUUCUCGGUGGCACCAUCGUGGUUAUCAUUGGAGGGAUUAUUGUGGCCUCAGUGCUUGCUUUUAUCAUCUUCCUCAUUGUGCGCUACCGGGUGUGUAACCAAGGAGAUACAGAUAAGGCUUUAGAGAUGGGAGAUAUUCGCUCUCUGAGCAGCGAUGGACAGCUACAGGGCUGUGGGAUCCCAAAGUCCCUCUCCAAGCAGGUUCUGCGCCCAGAGAAGAAUGACAAGGAGUCCCUCCGAGUUGCCCUGCCGCCCCCUGAGCCAGCCAAGCAGCGAGCAGCGGUCGCAGUAGCAAACACCAAACCCUCCGUUCCCGACUGCACCGUCUCUACCUCUGCUGCCAGUCACAGCUGGCACCCAGCCUCCCCGGGUGCGCCAAGGCCGAAACGUUCCAGCGCUCCCCAAAAACCCUCUGAAGCCCGACGAGGUGAAGCUCUAGCAGACGUUGAGCUUGAGAACAUGAACCGAAAUAACUCCUCAAAGGUUAAAAUGGCCACCACCGCCGUUGCUUUGGCUAUUCCCGGCCAGCCUGUCAAAUGGACUGCAGCACCACCCAGGGGUCCACGGCCCCACCAAGCCUCUCGACAUUACAUGACUGUACCUGCAGGGAGCGUGAGGGUGAACCGCAGGCACUCUAUUAAUGCAGACUCUUAUCGGGAGCGCUGUUAUGUGGCCUACCCAAAAACUGGGGCCAGUCUCCGCUCCAAACGGAGCCUUUCCAUAAGUGGAGAGCUGCCGCAGCUGGAGAGCACAACAAACAUUCAGCGGGCUAGGGACAAACUCUCCAGGUCUGAGUGGCUGCUGGAGAGCACUUUAUGAUUUGGAGUUUACAACCUGCAUUCUCUUGCUUUCUUGGAUUGGAUUUGUGGCCCGUUGUGAAACUGGGACGGAGUUUUAUGCCUUGUUUUGAGCUUUGUGCUCUCUGUUGAGGGACCUGUAAGCUUCUCUCAUAUAUUUGGGGGCAAGGCAGGCGUGCAGGGUUAUGGGAAAGGUUUCACAUUUGUUUUCUACCUUAUAACCUAUCAAAGUCUUCUUUAUAAUGGUCAAACUUUGAAGAAAGGCACAACAAUGUAUAAAACAACUUCAUGUACAGAAAUGUUUAGUUGUGGGAGAUACUGUAUAUCUCAGCACAACCAUAAGUGUUCAUGUGGUGUUGAAUGCAGUAACCUGGACAUACUGUAUUAUAACAAAGGUUGAAACAUGCAGGUGGGGUUAAUAUACUCGCAUUCUCAUGACCUGACACUUAACAUGAUACAAUCUCUGUAGACUCUGAACGUGAUUCUUGUCUCCAGCUCUACAGACAGACGGUGACAUGUCUUAAUUACCUUGGCGGUGGUUUGGAGAGAUUACGAAUGUGCUUUACAUCCCAGAGGUGUUGGAACAGAAUGUAGUAGACAGACAGCGCUCCAUCUAUUCAUCCCGACACCCCCAGACGCAGCACAAUGCAGUAUUUUUGUGGCACAAGUCGUUUCAGCCUAAUACUGCCCUCGGGUUUGAAUCGAUACAUUUUUAUCACAUAAUUACAUAAAGACUCCACUCUGAUAGGAUUCCUGUCGUGACUGAUUCACGCAACAAUUGAGCCAACGACAACAGCAUGACAGGUGGGGGGAGUAAUCUGAUAUUACACGUGGAUGAGAUCCAAAGGAAUGGUUCAUUUCCAUAUUUUUUACUUACUGACGUUGUCGUGUCACACUGAUGACAGCCAUUGUAAAUUAACUUGUCGAUGUAAGAGAAACGAUAAUCACAAGUAUGGGAGG